UUGCUUUCAACAACCGAAUAGAAAUACCUCCUACGUCCGUUGAAGUCAUAACUGCCACCGAAUUCGAAAAAUUUCGUGAAAAUAAUAAAAGGCAAUUAGAAAAGCUUAAUAAAAUGAUGAACACAGUCAUCACUGACAUCAAUCACCUUUCUUCCGAUGUUAAUACAACUAAAGAAGAUAUUAAGGGAAUUAACGGCCGUUUAAUGAUUUAG
Funneliformis caledonium is the source of this 212-nucleotide messenger RNA. The record is from the annotation of a GenBank genome assembly. NCBI's taxonomy places the organism in Eukaryota, Fungi, Glomeromycota, Glomeromycetes, Glomerales, Glomeraceae.